ACUCACGUGUGGACUGUUAUUUCUUUGCUUCUAAGCUUCCCACUACAAUGAAGACAUCUACAGGUGAAACUCGAGGAAUUCAAAUAUAGUGCAAAAUGUGGCCACAAUCUUCCGUAACACCUCAGCAGCGCUACAGCUGAUAGCAUCCACGCCACGCUGCAUCGAGGCAGUAAUUCAUGCAAAAGGGGCCCAAACCAAGUACAGAGUGCGUAUGCAUGGUUAUACUUAUUCUAAUUUUCCGAGUAUCACCUGCUGCUUCAUUUCCAUAGCGCAUGCUCUGUGCCGUUUCUCAUGGUUACGUUUCCUCGGUCAUUCCAAACUCGAACAAAGGAAGGCCGGGCACAUCCCGAUGCGUUUGAUAAUCGGGAUACUGUUGACUCGUGAGGAGGAGACUGAGUGGCUUGCACUGACAAUGGCAGAUAUAUGGCGCCAGCUGCCGGGGGGCGGCUCACUCGAGUUAUCAGCGGUUUUUGGCCCGGAGUCUGACGCCACGGGAGGCUGGCCGGAUCAAUGAGCUGCAAUGAUUGUCUCAGUCCAAAUAUUAGCCGUUUUGUGGAUGUCUUUGAUGUCUUUAAGGCUGUUUGCUCCACUUUAUCUAAAUUACAGCCGUUAGAAAGUUGGCAGACGGGGGCGCGCGCCAGGAAAUCGAGCCGGCGGCUGGUUUCGGGGAGCGAGCAGAUAAACGCCGUCGUCCGGCUCCCAGGUGCGAGUCGCCGUUUCCAGCGACGGUUAAUGAACUCGCGUGACGAUAAAAUGUCGCGAGGCCCUGCGCGCGUGCAGCUGGGCCCCGCUGUGACUAAAGCAGAAGUCUCCGGUUAUUGUUUAACAUCCAAUCACUUAGUGAGCCGUUACAUACACGAGCGUUUAUUGCUAUCUCAUCCCACAGUGGAUUUCACAGGAAAACUCCAAACAUUCAAAUCAGGAGUUAAUCCCACUUGAUUGAGCUGCACCGUUGGGGCCGUGGAUCGCAGUCGGCCUCUAUUACACUGUUAAGAUAAGGCUGCGGCCCGUUUGACUACACAAAGGUGUGUGGGUAUAAAAGCAGCGCUGCGUGCUGUCUGUGCUCUGUUCACGUGGGUUUUACAUCUGACAUUCAACAUUUGUUCAACAUUUUUAAAAACAAUGUUGCCAAAGAAAUGUUAUUCACACAACUGCAUCAUCGCGCUCUUUGCCUAACUGUCUCACUUCAGCGUGGUGCCAAACCACGGGGAAUGUCUUUUUGCAUAAAGCAAUGAUGCCGAUCUCUGGCUGGGAGAACCUAAACAGUUUGGACAGCUACCCUCGUGGGCCAAUCCGCUGACUUGUGGCAUGAUACUUCCUGGAGCAAAACCAGUGAGAACUAUCAUUUCAAAUCACACUUAUCUUUGAAAGCCCGGCUCUAAUGCAAAAUCUCCUCAAAGUUACCAUUAAAUCAUCUGAGACUGCUAACAGACAAGGUCACGAAAACGCUGUACGCUCCUCCUGUGUAACAGUGCAUGUGCUCUUAUAUUUCAUUUAUGUGAAAACGUAUUUCUUAUUGUGCCGAGUUACACAUAUCACUGUGCUAAUACAUAUAUGACACAGCAGUAUGCAGAUACUGCAACAAUAAACGGAUGUUCACUCAUUAUUCGGGCAUGAUCCAGUAAUAUGAUUUUGCAUGCAAGUUUUGAUUGAGGUGCUUUGGGUAAAUGCAAACAGUUUUGAGCUGAGUAGGAGUGUGACUUUUACUCAAACAUUAUGGGCGGUGUACACUCUUAGGAGUGUGACCGUGAGGAGGCUGAAGUGUGAGCGGGCCCGUAUUUGCAUUUUAAGACCCAGCUACUCUCAGCGCCGGCUCUCUUCCAUUACAUUCGUCUGUUUUCUGAUUACCUGUUUGCGUCGCGUCGAUUCUUCUGAAACACAAUUAUCUCCCCUCUCCUGUCAUCCGACCACUGUGGAGUUCGUUAAGAACUGCGUGCAAGCCAAUCAGAAACGGCCGCCGGCCACCUGCAGGAAGUUGGCCGUCCACUUAUCUCCUCCCUCCUUCGGCUGCAGACAGAUAACAGCAGCAACAGUUGAACAGAGUGGCAGCUCCUCAGCAACCUGAUGGACACUAAAACAGUGUAACGGUCUCCCGAGCAGCUCGGAAACAGGCUCUGGUCGUUGUGUUUCGGGACUGGCUGAGCAGAGGUUAGCGCGGCUCAUAAAAAGUUGCUGUGAUAGAAAGAGGAAGGCUGCGGGACUAAAGACGCGAAGCUCUCCCCUAGUUUGGAUCCAGUGCGCAGUAGCGGUGAUCGGCAUCAUGAGCGUCCCGCUUUACGCACCGACCCCAAUUCAGCCGGCACACCCGACCCCCUUCUACAUCGAGGACAUUCUGGGGAGGACCUCCACCACCACCUCCACAUCUCCGUCCUAUUCUUCAUCGCCAACGUCUUCAUCUUCCUGCUCCACUCCGGUCAUCCCCACGCCGACUCUCCCGUCUCCCAACUCGUCCUUCAAAAGUUUGAUCUCGCCGUACAGAACCCCGAUUUAUGAACCCACGCCGAUCCACCCCGCGCUGUCCCACCACGCUGCGCUGACGGCGACGUACGCCUCGGCGGGGGCUUUCACCGGCUCCUUUUACCCGUUUCACCAGCAACACCACCGCUCCAUGGGGGAGUACGCACAGGCGCUGCUCAGGCACGACCCUCUCGGGAAGCCUCUGCUGUGGACGCCGUUCAUCCAGCGGCCCUUACAUAAGAGAAAAGGCGGCCAGGUGCGCUUCUCCAACGACCAGACCAUCGAGCUGGAGAAGAAGUUUGAGACGCAGAAGUACCUGUCUCCUCCGGAGAGGAAACGCCUGGCCAAGAUGCUGCAGCUCAGCGAGAGACAGGUUAAAACCUGGUUCCAAAAUCGACGUGCGAAGUGGCGAAGACUAAAACAGGAGAAUCCUAAGAGGGAGGUGGAGGAUAACAGUUCCAGAGGUAAGAAAGGAGAUGAAAUGAUAGAGGCUGCCGGAAUCCAGAACCAGGAGCAGAGGCAGCCAGGCUCGGCCCCCGAGUUGGCGCAAGCGGGACACUGUGUGUCCUCACAGCAGGCCCACACAGAGCUGAACUCUGACGUGUCAGACGACACAGACCAGGAACUGGACAUAGAGGACGACGAGGACUUCACACUAAACCCCCAGUUCUGAAACACAGGCUCCAUAAAGAUCUGCCUCGGACACUGAAGCUCUCAUGCGUCGCUGUAACUCCUUCCUCCUCCUCCUCCUCCUCCUCCUCCUCCUCCAGCCUGGUGACUUGCAGAUUGAUAGACUGGUUCCGGAUGUAAUACUAAGACAAGUCAGCCCCUCAAACCCGAGUGCCUUUCAUCAGAACUGUCUUCUUUGUUGAACCUGUGUACAUAUGCGUAAUGUUCUGUAAGUGUGUGUGUGUGUGUGUGUGUGUGUGAGAGAGAGAGAGAGAGAGAGAGAGAGAGAUGUUCUUCAGAUGAAUAGUAUGCCUGUAGAUCAGUUUCUCUGUACUGUAGCAUAUACGUGUUUUUAUAGCGUGUUUUUUAGUUCUUUUGUUUUGUUUUGCGGGUGUGUGUCGGCGUGUGUUUUUUAUGUGACAUUUUAUUAAAUAAUCAAUGUAGCGCAAAUUCAGUUUUGUUUGAUGUCUAAUAAACUAUUUUCUGACAAUCAAUCCAAACGUUUGGAUGCAGCUCAGCUGGUCUGUGAACUCUUUUCUCUGCUGUCUGAAAAUGAAACGUUGUAAAUGAAGCAUUUCUCCCACAUCCAGCAACGCGUGAAAGAUCCGCCAAGAAGCAGGAAGAAUUAUAAUCAGUCCAAAUAAUCACAGAAAACCCAAAACAACAAGAACCGACGCGCUCUGGUCAGGUUCAAACUCACUCAUUAUUCGGACGUUUAACAGAAGUACAUUUAACAAAGAAUCAGUGCGAGUAAAAGUGCGACACGUCGUGUCUAAACGCUGAGCUGUAGUGCAGAAUGAUAGAACAAACUUCAUACACACGUCAUAUUGUGUCUGUUACACAUUAAGCCUGAAAUAUAUUUUGCACAUGUUUAUAUCCAACGCGGUAGUUUUUUGUGUACCUGCAGAUCUGAGACUUUUCUCCUUUUGUUUGUUUAUUUUCACAUUUUCGUUUCUGAUUGGUUAAAGGUUUAUCUCAUAAAAUAGCAGCAGCCACAUUACAGGACAUUACGAUGUGUUAGAUGUGUGGCUGUGCUGGUUAUAGCCUCUAAUUCUUUUACUACAGUGUGGAAAUCAGUGGCGUUUAAAACAGAAGAGAAGCAGACUGUAGAUGAAUGUACCAACACAACACGAUAAAUAUAAAAAUAGCGCAUUUCAAAUCUUGAAUAAAAGGAGCCGCCUUCAGUAAUAUUUUAUUAAUAUUGGUUUAAUGUUGCUGUUACAUUCAUGGAAAAUCAGAAUUUAAAUUUUGAAUGUGUUAUUAUAUGUAAAAUGCAUCCAGACGUGUGGCUUUAUAAAACAUUUAGCGUCAGGGACAAAAACACUGAAGAACAGCUGAGCUAAAAAGGAAGAGCUGCAAACUUGUGGAGGAUCAUCAGAGUGUGUAAUCACUCAGUGAUAAUGAAUGAUAACUGCCUUUACUAUCAGUAGUGAAUGUGAGGAGGUACAUUAGGACUCCCUGUGCUGCAUUAAGCUGAAUUACAGUCACACUGCUCUGUGUGAUUUUCAAAAUAGAGAGCUAGAGAAAAUAAACAAAAUCUGCAAAAACCCUGAAACCAUCGUUCAUUUAAAGAAACAGAAAACAAAUGUGAAAGUUUAAAACUAUCAGGCCUGUGUUUAACACUUUGUGGGCCUCUGGGGAGAUCUGGGACCAGUUGUUGGAUUUUAUAGAAGAUUCUAGAUUAGUCAUAGUUUUUAUUUCAUGAUGUGUAAACUGUGUCAGCACUUUCAGCUGAGAUUUGUGAGGCGGCGCCAACAAAGCAGCUUUUAAUUAGAAUUUUUAAAGCAAAUACAAAUGUUUGAUUUGGAAGCUAAAAAGCGAUUCGCUGCUCUUCAUUCUGCCGUUUCCAGUUUCAGAAUCUCUGAGGAAUCAAAAGCAGCCAAAGAUUGUCAAACAGUUUAGUCCUUGUCAAUUGUUGUCCCAUCACCACAUUCAACUUCAAAUAGCUUAUCGUCAAACUCAUGCAAACAGCAUGAGUGGGACUUUUUCAGUGAGUAGAUUAGGUUAAUGAUUGAGUGAACCCUCAGAAGCGCGGGGACAGCAGAGAGAUAGCAGCAAGGCUGGAUUGAUAGUCUUACAAUACGUUCACAGUACUAGUUCAUAUAAUAGAUUACUUAACACCAAUCGGGAAUUGAAAUGAAAACGUGUUCUGGGAAAUGUAACUUUUUUCUUAACCCUGUGCGAUAUUUGGAGGGAGAGGUCAUUGCUCUUGUAGCCAUACUCGAGCUGCAUUACCAUCGCUGAGGUUCAACGGCCUCACCGUACAAGACUAUACUCAAACCCAGAGCACACUGAUUGAUCUCAGCUCCUGUAUUGUGUAAUGGUUCACAAAUUGUGCAGGUAAAGUCAACAUUUGGACAAAUAGCACAAACAGUUGGUGGGUGAAAUGUUCAGAAGAUAGCUGACUGAUU
Haplochromis burtoni (Burton's mouthbrooder) is the source of this 5537-nucleotide messenger RNA. It is a transcript of the gene hhex, whose product is annotated as hematopoietically expressed homeobox. The record is from RefSeq and is a predicted model, not a curated record. Lineage: Eukaryota; Metazoa; Chordata; Actinopteri; Cichliformes; Cichlidae. Gene Ontology annotation, molecular function: DNA-binding transcription factor activity, RNA polymerase II-specific; RNA polymerase II cis-regulatory region sequence-specific DNA binding. Gene Ontology annotation, biological process: regulation of transcription by RNA polymerase II; cell differentiation. The transcript has 4 exons. Bases 2261 to 3130 code for a protein of 289 amino acids.